CUCUGUAGGGUGGGGGCUCAUGCUGCCCCCCAGGUUCGGGGAGAUCCGCUCUGUCCGGACGCUGCCCGGACGCCACUGUGCCUUUGUCAACUUUGCCCACAAGAAGGCGGCCGAGGCGGCCUAUGCAGCCAUGCAGGCGGCAGAGCUGGGGGGCUCCCGGCUGGCGCUGCAGCUCAAGCACCCGUCCCACGCCACCCCCGCGCCCCCACGGCACCCGCUGCGCGGCGCUGGAGCCGGCGCGGCACGGCCAGCGCCCAACUGAGCCCUCGGCAGUGCCGGGUGCGGCUCCGCACAGCGCCCGUCCCAGAGCCAGUGCAGGGCUCGUCCUGGCACCGGGCACAGCGCCGGCGGAGCCACCGGUGCCCCCGCGGGGUCCGUGCUGUGCCCGCGCCGCGGUGUGUACCCCAUCGGCAAAUAAACGGGAUCAGCAGCACCGGGCUCCGAGCCUGUGCGCAAUCCCUCUG
Cuculus canorus (common cuckoo) is the source of this 464-nucleotide messenger RNA. RefSeq lists its product as uncharacterized. The record is from RefSeq and is a predicted model, not a curated record. The coding region runs from base 20 to 262 and encodes 80 amino acids. The transcript has 2 exons. Lineage: Eukaryota; Metazoa; Chordata; Aves; Cuculiformes; Cuculidae. Gene Ontology annotation, molecular function: RNA binding.